AUGCACCCUCGCCACCGCGGGGCUGCUUUAAAUAAUAAUAGUAAUAACGAUGAUACUGAUGCACAAAAACACGCGGACGAAAACGGAUACCCACACUUGAUUGUGUUUGAUUUAGACGCGUGUUUUUGGAACCAAGAGAUGUACCAGUUGUACGAUAUUUGCGAGUCGAAGGAUAAUAUCGUGGACGAGAAAACGAAUACCGUCGUCGGCGCAGUCUCGGGGAGAACUGUGAUACGAAUGCACGAAGGGAGCAGGAAAGCGCUGACGGAGUAUUACGAAGGGAAAUAUCCGGGCGCACGGUUAGCGACGGCAUCGUCCGCGGACACGCCGCUGGCGGUGAAGAUUGGUCAGUCCGCGUUGAGGAAUUUAGAAAUAGCGCCCGGCGUAUCCGCAGCCUCGGUGUUUGCCAUUGGAUGGGAGAAGGAGUUCGACGGGAACAUGCAAAUCGGACGGACGCCCCCGUUGAGCGCGAACAAAGCGCAGACGCACUUUCCAAUUUUAAGGAAGUUUACGAACAUAGAAUACCACAAGAUGCUCUUCUUUGACGAUUGUAACUGGGGCGAUCACUGCGCGGCGGUGGAAAGUCAAUGCGUCGAGCCGAAAGCUGGUUUAGGACCGGCCAUACAAAGAACGCCGAGAGGAUUAGGCGUAAAAGAAUGGGAGACGGCGUUGGCAAAGUAUAAAGCCCGACACGAGCAGUAUUUUCAAAAAUAA
This is a messenger RNA of Bathycoccus prasinos, 714 nucleotides long. RefSeq lists its product with no specific name. Bases 1 to 714 code for a protein of 237 amino acids. Gene Ontology annotation, molecular function: acid phosphatase activity. The transcript has a single exon. The record is from RefSeq and is a predicted model, not a curated record. Lineage: Eukaryota; Viridiplantae; Chlorophyta; Mamiellophyceae; Mamiellales; Bathycoccaceae.